Mercenaria mercenaria is the source of this 2694-nucleotide messenger RNA. RefSeq lists its product as uncharacterized. The transcript has 14 exons. NCBI's taxonomy places the organism in Eukaryota, Metazoa, Mollusca, Bivalvia, Venerida, Veneridae. Gene Ontology annotation, molecular function: wide pore channel activity. Bases 163 to 2643 code for a protein of 826 amino acids. Gene Ontology annotation, cellular component: membrane. The record is from RefSeq and is a predicted model, not a curated record.
CCAAGGAGGGAGGCAGAUUUGUCAAUGAAUCUGAUAUUUCAACUAUAUAAAGUCUACAUUUUUAUGUCGGUUGAAUUUUUUGUUUUUCUUGCUUGGGAAUAUAAUAUAUACAGGGACAAAUUGUGACAUAAUUUAUCAGAUGCUCCUUUAACUAUUCAUAGAAUGGUUAGCGUUUUAUUUGUGGCACUAGUGGUGACAGUCUUGUCGUCGGCAUUUGUCGCCGGUGAUUACGACUGUAUGUGUAAUUACAACGUCGAGAAGGAGGUUUUUCCGUCGGCAAGUGUGAAUGGACAACCGCUCGGUUAUCUGUACGAGUUUGACUGUAAGCCAAUGGUCACAACACAAGAUGCAGGAAAUACUUGGUACAAAAUCCAAUUUGAGAAAAAGCUAGGUUUCGUACAGAAAGACAAUCAAGUACGGGUGCAGGUUUGCCCUGGUCAGCCUCCUGCUAUGGAUCUAAUACCAGACACAACAAAAGCACCCAUUGUAACGAGUACCACACAAAAACCCACAACGUCGCCACCAUCAACAACUACAACCAGACCUACAACCUCUACAACAACAACGACGCCUACGACUACAACUACACCAACAACCACAAGAAGACCUACAACUACACCAACGACUACAACCAGACCUACUACUUCAACUACAACUACACCCACAACUACAACUACGCCCACAACAAUAACCACGCCUACAACUACACCAACGACUACAACCACGCCUACAACUACACCCACAACAACAACGACGCCUACAACUACACCCACAACAACAACCACGCCUACAACUACACCCACAACUACAACCACGCCUAAAACUACACCCACAACAACAACCACGCCUACAACUACAACUACACCCACAACAACAACCACGCCUACAACUACAACCACGCCUACAACUACGCCCACGACUACACCAUUCAAGUACUCUAGUAAUUACUGGACAACGGCAGCUAAUGUGAGCGGAACACCCUAUCAGUAUGUAGGAAUAUCGUACAACCUGUUAACUGGCUACCCUAACACACAACCCGACCCAGGAUUUAUGAUAAAGCGACGCAUCUUUCAGUUAACCGGAAACCCGACUUCCGUAAAGGAAGCUGUCUAUGAGAAACAGUCACAUUGUAUACAGCAAAGGAAACCGAUGCUUAUUUAUGGGUCCAAAGCCUAUCAAAAUGAACUCAAAGAGUACAUAAAAGCAAGUCCGGAACAUAAUGCUCACGUGACAGACUCGGCGUUUAUUUUUAACUCGAAAUUUCAUUCGCUGCGACAGUCCUUGGAUAGAAACAGCGGAAGCUAUAUAUACUUGCAUGCGCUGACAACCUGUAAACUCGGGAGCGUGAGGUAUACCACAGAAAAUGCUGCUUCAGGACAUUUCACGGUGUCCCGAGAGUUUGCUAAGGACGUGUGUUCGUUACCGGAAGGUUUUAACAGCCUUAGCAAUCCGAAGUAUAUGCAGUUCUUGGACAAAUGGGGAACUAGCAUAGUGACAAGUGUUGAUUUGGGAACGAAGAAAAUUGAUAGCUAUCAGACAUCUCCCAUUAAGGUGUACCAACACGUUCGACAAACGGAUGGAAAUUUAAUCGAACAAGGCGGUGCAUACAUGAAUUUCACAUCGUCAGCUACAAUCAACACCCACGAUUAUACGAACAGCAAAGCAUCCAAUGCUACAGCAGUUUUGGGGACAUUUGGAUAUCCUCACCAUGCAAUGAUUGGCACCCCAUCAAACCAAAUUCCGAUUGCGGCAGAACUGGUUCCCAUUAUAGACGCAUUAGAUCCAAAAUACUGGAAUCCAAUACUUGAUGAACUGGUGGCUGAAGGAAUAUGUAGUUCCUCUAUAUAUGACUCCGGUGUAGGAAGAUAUGGCUUCAGUCUAAAAAUAGCUCUCAACCAAUAUCCGGGUUACCUAGAUACAAAGACCCAUCAUGUUGCAACAAGUCCUCCACUCCUUGACCGUCAUACGAUACACGUGCCAAUCACGUGGCCUAUAGGUACCUAUGGGCUGAUAAAAGCGACCAGCGGCUGUCCAGCCGAUAAUGCACAUUGGUCGGAAGGCUACAGGAAACAGGAUACGGAGGACACAAAGGCACAAAACAUUUUUUCACCUGGCAUUCAGACCUAUUUAUCUGGUGAGUUCCAUGAAAGUGAUAUACUGACUAGAUACUGUAUGAAGACUAGCACACACAGCAUGUCUGGAAUACAGUACGACCAGUCUUGGCCCAAAGGCACAUACUGUAUUCUGAAGAAAAGCUUUUGCCCAUCUGGAUUUGGAAGUGGAUAUAUAUUCUGGGACGAUGAGAAUGUAAAUAACAAAAAUACUAAAGGUGGAACUCUACCAGACGGAACUUACGAUACAAACACAAAGACGUACUAUUGUUGUAGGAGCGAUGGAUCACCGAGUACAAAGAUUCUUUUACCAACAGACCGCCCAUUUAUAUUGGUGCGAUAUAAAAGAACCUGCCAGUCAGUGCACGGCAUGAAUGUACACGAACUUUUCGUUCAAUGGCACGAUGAAGAUGUGAACAAUUCUGACAGGUAUUAUGGGGUGCAUCCAAUGGACGAUGGAGGAAGCAAAAACCACAGGCUGCAUUACUGUUUCUAUCAGUCAGCAAGCGGAGGUGCUGCACUUGUUGGUUGAAAAUGUAUACUUUAUGCUUAUUGUGACAGCUUCAUAAAUAAAACUAGUUGU